AUGGCAGGUCCGCCUGAUCAUGAGAAAGAAUUCGCCACUUCCGAUCCUGCAGCGGCAUUGGAAGAUACAACUCAUGAAGAGCCACGAGAUGAGGAUGGGUCUGAUAGAGAGUAUUUAGAAACGCAUGGUGAACUAUCGACUCAUCAAAAUUCACUCGAUGUUGGAAACCGCGAGAAGGAAUUUAUGAAAAUUUCAAGCCCAGGUGGUGUGGAUAGCCAUUCAUCAGAGGGGGAUUUCGACCAUGAGAAACGACCAGACAUAAAGCGGAUUCAAAGUUAUGCAACAUCUAAUAGUGCUGUAACGAGAACAGAUUCAAAUGUAGAUCAUCCUGUUGUCACAAAAGCAUGGUACAAAAAGAUCAAUCCAUUGAAAUGGGGCUCUGUUCCUCCCGUUCCAGAAACCCGAACACCAUCCAAAGAAUACACAGCCUCUUUAUUUUCUUUAAUAUACUUCCAAUGGAUGGCACCUAUAAUGGAUGCUGGUUAUCGGCGACAACUCGAACAUAAUGAUAUCUGGACGGUAAACCCAAAUCGAAGUGUGGACUUAUUAACGGAAAAAUUACAAGCAUCUUUCAAACGAAGAGUGGCAAAUGGGGACAAAAAUCCACUGAUAGGGGCCUUGCACGAAACAUUCAAAUUCGAGUUCUGGGUAGGAGGAGCUUGUCAAGCUAUGUCAAAUAUCCUCCAAGUUAUUUCACCUUUUACACUACGAUAUCUGAUUACAUUUGCCUCAGACGCAUACAUAGCGGCACAAGAAGGACUUCCUGCGCCUAACAUUGGAAAAGGAUUAGGACUCGUGUUUGGUAUCACUAUAAUGCAAAUGUUGCAAUCUCUGGGUACCAAUCAUUUUAUAUAUCGUGGUAUGAUGGUUGGAGGGCAAUCGAGAGCCGUGCUUAUUUCGGCCAUUUUCGAAAAGGCUAUGAAAAUCUCUGGGCGAGCCAAGGCCGGAGGUCGUUCGAUCAAGAGCCAAGAAGAUGAAAAGGCUGCUCAGCAAGCUCAAGAUCUAGUCGAACAAGCUAAGGGCAAGAAAGGCAAGAAGAAUUCGGGUCCCAAAGGAGCACCAGAUGCGGGGCGGGGAAUAGCAGGUGAUGGUACAGGAUGGGCAACAGGAAAAAUCCUGAAUCUCAUGGCCACGGACACCUACAGAGUGGAUCAGGCAAGCGGCAUGUUCCAUUUGAUCUGGACAGCACCCAUUUCUUGCGUUAUUACUUUGAUACUCCUUCUCAUCAACUUGACCUACAGCGCUCUUGCAGGUUUUGGACUGCUGGUCGUCGGUCUUCCCUUGUUGACCAAGGCUGUCAAAAGACUUUUUGCAAGACGGAAGGCUAUCAACAAAAUCACUGAUCAAAGACCCAGCACGAGUGUUCUCAUCUCUUGCUUUGUUCAACUCAUUACGAUUGCCGCUAAACCUACUGCCCAUGGUCAUUGGGCAGGUUAUCGAUGCUUGGUCGUCAAUUCAUCGAAUUCAAGAGUAUUUACUCAGUGA
This is a messenger RNA of Sclerotinia sclerotiorum 1980 UF-70, 1485 nucleotides long. RefSeq lists its product as hypothetical. Gene Ontology annotation, biological process: transmembrane transport. The record is from RefSeq and is a predicted model, not a curated record. The coding region runs from base 1 to 1485 and encodes 494 amino acids. The transcript has 3 exons. Gene Ontology annotation, cellular component: membrane. Gene Ontology annotation, molecular function: ABC-type transporter activity; ATP binding. Lineage: Eukaryota; Fungi; Ascomycota; Leotiomycetes; Helotiales; Sclerotiniaceae.